AACUAACUGGGCACGCGCACAGCGAGGCGAGACGGCCGGACGGACGGACACAUGUACUGUUUGAUGGGGCGGGGAAUGAAAUUCGAUGUGUUAUUGACAGAACGGAAUCUAUAAUCUCAUAAUUAAAAUCAUAACAUUAAACAAAAACCACACACCACAUGUUAUAUUGUUUGAUGAAUUGACCAGAGCUUUCGAGACUGUCAAAGGAAUGGCGUAACACGGUUUAUUUUGUUGAAGAACGCGACCGAGCGACCCAGUCUGUUUCUGUUUUCAGACCGCUGAUCGAUCGUAACCAACCGCCGGCCGGCGUCUUCAGAAGUCGGCUAAUGAGGACAGAUUCUUGGACCUCUGGAAACAAGUGACCUCGUCACCUUCUCAACUCAAAAUGGCCAUCGAAUCUCUGCUGGUUAUUAGCCAGUUUCCUAUGCUCUUGUCUGUCUUCGUUCUACUUGAGCUGUGGUACUUCAUCUACACGAAUCUCUGCCCCUUCCUGGACCGUAUCCCGUAUUUCCAGAGACUGAAUCCAUGCAAUGCCUGUCUGCGAAUCGGUUUUCACCUCCUGCCACUGGCCCGCUUCCUUGCUGUUCCAUCGGACGGCGACCCGGCCGCUUUGCGGCUCCCGAUAGAUGCUGAAAAGGAUGAGGAUUUUAACGUGGAUUGGCUGUUCAAAGACGAUGAGAUUAAUACAAGUAGCAGCACAGAAAAUGGGGAAACAACAUCUUCGGAUUUUUUGACAGUUGGAGAGGGGAAGUCGACUUCGAGAAUAAAUGUCUACAAGGCGCUACCAUUCCGCUUCACAUCUCGUCUAUGGGGUCAAGUUAAUAGUCUGGAUGUACCCCACAUGCUUAGGAAGCCUAUUUAUGGACUCUAUGCACGUCUUUUCAACUGUAAUGUAUCGGAGGCCUUAGUUGAAGAUCUGACGUGGUACCAGAACCUUAGUGACUUCUUUCGCCGUGAGCUGAAGCCUGGAGUAAGACCUGUGGAACAAACAAGAUCUCUCGUCAGUCCAUGCGAUGGGAAGGUGCUCCACUUUGGCAAGGUUGAGAAGGGAUGGAUGGAACAAGUGAAAGGAGUGACUUACACCCUGCAGGGUUUCCUGGGGCCCAGUAUCAGGGGACAGCCACACACAGAAACAACCAGCGAGAUCCCUGAGCACGAUUAUCAGACGUCGUUAAGCAUUAGACCGGGUAAUAGCCUGUACCAGUGUGUCAUUUACCUAGCGCCCGGAGACUAUCAUCGAUUCCAUUCACCAACUGACUGGACUAUCAACCACAGGAGACAUUUCCCAGGUCUGUUGUUCUCGGUCAAUCCAGGUGUCGCUCGUUGGAUCCGUGGUCUCUUCAACAUGAAUGAGAGGGUUGUCCUACAUGGUGAAUGGGAGCAUGGGUUCUUCUCAAUGACUGCUGUAGGGGCUACCAACGUGGGCUCCAUUGGCAUUUAUUUUGAUGAGGAUCUUCGAACCAACGUUCCAGGCAGGUUCAAGACAGGGGAGUACUAUGACCACCACUACAAUCAGUCUUCUAACAACAACACCAAAGAUAAUGCACCAGAGGGAGUCCAAGUAGUCAAAGGAGAGGGCGUCGGAGAGUUCAAUCUAGGAUCAACGAUAGUUCUGAUCUUUGAGGCACCGAAAGAUUUUGAAUUUUCCUUCAAGCCGGGGGAGAAGAUUCGCCUGGGAGAGGGUAUUAGUUCACUUUGAGGAUGAGUUGGUCUUUGGUUUAGCAAUCCUAUCAGGAAAAUGUCACCAGCAAGAGCCUUCUUCUUUGGUUCAACUCUUCUUUAGAAUAACAACCCAAGGAAGGAUUAAUCAAUUGAAGAAAAAUCAAUUUCUUUUUCGGUACUUUUGCUCAAAAUGCAACUAUUUGUUGAGAAGAGAAUUUUAAUGUUAGGACAAAAUGCCUAAGUUCUGUGAAAAUUGCAUUUCACAUAAAACGUUCUUGCUGUUGUGUCAGCCUGUAACUUAAAGGAGACAAUUGAUGUAGUCAUUGCCUUGGUUUCUGUUGAAAUGUUAUGAUGAGAAAAUGUAAUAUUUUCCUCUGGAGGUGUCUUUAAUCCAGGUGUUAUCUUUGACCUAAUGAAGUGCGAAGACGGGUACUUUCAAAUCAAUUUAGAGUGAAGUUCGUUCAGACUUUCACUCCCAAAAGAGCGAAACUGACGCCACUCGCACAAAAUUGUCCCUCUUUUAUAUUAUGAGAGUAAUAUUGAUUUGCUUAGCUACUUUGUAUGCGUAAGAAAUUAUACGAUUGAGGCAGGGGACUUCAGGUGGACUUCUGAUCAUGCUGGUCAUGUUGGUUGUGCAUUUUUCUAUAAAGCCCACUUCAUACUUCAUGCUCGAUACAAAUUGGAGAUACCUGCCCUGUUUUGGCAGUGAAUGUUUCGCAGGAGUUGAACACAGCUCAAGUUUUGCAAAUUAUUUGUUGCAAAUUUCGCUUCGCAGGAAGUAUGCACUGGGCUUACCUUGACACUUCAAUGGUCAAUGGAUUUAUAUGUAUGUGUGGAGAUACUUCAAGGUGAUGUGUACAGUAACAAAAGUGUACAUUCUUAUAUUAUCUGUAACUUUAUGGGAGUUGAGGGACAAAACAUUUACAAUUUAUGUAUUUUUUACUAGAUGUAUAUGACUUUCUUUUUCACUGUGCAGAGUCACAAAAUGAGCACCUUUUGAAGGUUGCCGUGUCUGAAUUAGGCCGUAUCCGAAUUGACGUCUUCAGCUGUUGCUAAGGAUGUCCUAUGCCUCAACGCAUGAUGAAGUGAAAUUGGAGCCGUAGCCUAGCUGUAGCUGCCAAUUCGGACAUGGCCUAAGAAGUUUUCCAGAAGUUUUACAAACGUGGACGGGGGACUGCUGUAAGUUUUUACUUUGCCUUGUCAGUGAAGUGAUCACUGAACAGGUUAAACUUAAAGUAUCACUUUAUUUAACAAAGCCCGUACUUAACCUCUAUGUAUUAACAAUUUAGGUAAAUAGUGUGGAAUUCCCAUCUGACUACAGUGAAUGUAUUAUGACAUUCUUAUGAACUGAUGUACAUGUACAACAGUGGUCCAACAUGGUCCCAAAACCAUUAAAUAAUGUGAAUUAUAAACGAAUAACAACUGUGCAGUCAUUUUGUGUGUGAUUAAAACUGCUGGACUGAACCCU
Messenger RNA from Asterias rubens (European starfish), 3130 nucleotides. Its product is annotated as phosphatidylserine decarboxylase proenzyme, mitochondrial-like. Gene Ontology annotation, cellular component: mitochondrion. Gene Ontology annotation, molecular function: phosphatidylserine decarboxylase activity. The transcript is spliced from 6 exons. The coding region runs from base 386 to 1699 and encodes 437 amino acids. NCBI's taxonomy places the organism in Eukaryota, Metazoa, Echinodermata, Asteroidea, Forcipulatida, Asteriidae. Gene Ontology annotation, biological process: phosphatidylethanolamine biosynthetic process. The record is from RefSeq and is a predicted model, not a curated record.